GCCUUGGCGCCCGUAAGACGCCACCGGGCGGCCACUGUGGAUUUCAUCCGCGGGCUCCCUCGGUCGCCAUGUCUGUGCUGGACGUGUUGUGGGAGGACCGCGACGUGCGUUUCGACGUGUCCUCGCAACAGAUGAAAACAAGACCUGGGGAAGUUCUUAUUGAUUGUUUAGAUUCGAUUGAAGACACAAAAGGAAAUAAUGGAGACAGAGGGAGACUCUUAGUAACAAACUUAAGAAUCAUCUGGCACUCCUUGGCAUUACCCAGAGUCAAUCUUUCUAUUGGUUACAACUGCAUAUUGAAUAUCACAACAAGAACGGCUAAUUCCAAACUACGAGGCCAAACCGAAGCUCUUUAUAUACUGACAAAAUGCAACACCACCCGAUUUGAGUUUAUAUUCACAAAUCUGGUUCCCGGGAGCCCCAGACUUUUUACUUCUGUGAUCUCAGUGCACAGAGCAUAUGAAACUUCUAAAAUGUACCGUGAUUUUAAGCUGAGAAGUGCAGUCAUUCAGAACAAGCAGCUGAGGUUAUUACCACAGGAGCAUGUGUACGAUAAGAUCAAUGGUGUAUGGAACUUAUCCAGUGACCAGGGGAAUUUAGGAACUUUUUUUAUUACCAAUGUGAGAAUUGUGUGGCAUGCCAAUAUGAAUGACAGCUUUAAUGUCAGCAUACCAUAUCUGCAAAUUCGUUCAAUAAAGAUCAGAGAUUCAAAAUUUGGUUUGGCUCUUGUCAUAGAAAGCUCUCAGCAGAGUGGAGGAUAUGUUCUUGGCUUUAAAAUAGACCCAGUGGAAAAACUACAGGAAUCAGUUAAGGAGAUCAACUCACUUCACAAAGUCUAUUCUGCCAGUCCGAUAUUUGGAGUGAAUUAUGAAAUGGAAGAAAAGCCACAGCCACUUGAAGCUCUGACUGUUGAACAAAUUCAAGAUGAUGUGGAAAUAGACUCUGAUGACCACACAGAUGCUUUUGUGGCUUAUUUUGCUGAUGGAAAUAAGGUUCCUCACAGAAUGGAUUCCCAGCGGGAGCUUGCCGAAGAACUCCGGCUUUACCAAUCCACCCUUCUUCAGGAUGGUCUAAAAGAUCUCCUGGAAGACAAAAAAUUCAUCGAUUGCACCCUAAAAGCAGGUGACAAAAGUUUCCCUUGCCACAGACUGAUAUUAUCGGCUUGUAGCCCUUACUUCCGUGAGUAUUUUUUAUCUGAAAUUGAGGAGGAGAAAAAAAAGGAGGUAGCACUCGACAACGUGGAUCCUGCUGUACUUGAUUUGAUCAUCAAAUAUCUGUACUCUGCCAGUAUCGAUCUCAAUGACGGGAACGUGCAAGACAUCUUCGCCCUGUCCAGCCGCUUCCAGAUUCCGUCGGUGUUCACCGUCUGUGUGUCUUACCUUCAGAAAAGACUGGCUCCCGGUAACUGUCUGGCCAUCCUAAGACUAGGGCUGCUUCUCGACUGCCCGAGACUUGCCAUUUCUGCCCGGGAGUUUGUGUCCGAUCGCUUUGUGCAGAUUUGUAAGGAGGAAGACUUCAUGCAGCUGUCCCCACAGGAGCUGAUCUCCGUCAUUUCAAAUGACAGCCUCAACGUAGAAAAGGAGGAGGUAGUAUUUGAGGCUGUGAUGAAAUGGGUGCGGACAGACAAAGAAAACAGGGCGAAAAAUCUUAGCGAGGUGUUUGACUGUAUUCGUUUUCGCCUUAUGGCAGAGAAAUAUUUCAAAGAUCAUGUCGAAAAAGAUGACAUAAUCAAAAGCAACCCGGAAAUCCAGAAAAAAAUCAAAGUUCUAAAAGACGCUUUUGCAGGCAAACUUCCGGAACCCAGCAAAAAUGCAGAGAAGGGGGGAGCAGGCGAGGUGAACGGUGAUGUUGGCGAUGAAGACUUACUUCCUGGUUACCUGAAUGAUAUCCCCAGGCACGGAAUGUUCGUUAAAGAUCUCAUCCUCUUGGUCAAUGACACAGCUGCAGUGGCGUAUGACCCCAUGGAAAAUGAGUGUUACCUUACUGCCCUAGCUGAGCAGAUCCCCAGAAAUCAUUCCAGUAUUGUUACCCAACAGAAUCAGGUGUACGUGGUGGGAGGACUGUAUGUGGACGAAGAGAAUAAGGAUCAACCCCUGCAGUCGUACUUUUUCCAGCUUGAUAACAUAACAUCUGAGUGGGUCGGACUUCCACCUCUCCCAUCAGCCAGGUGUCUCUUUGGUCUGGGAGAGGUAGAUGACAAAAUCUAUGUGGUCGCUGGCAAAGACCUUCAAACAGAGGCCUCACUGGAUUCUGUACUAUGCUACGAUCCUGUGGCUGCAAAGUGGAGUGAAGUGAAAAAUCUUCCUAUUAAAGUUUAUGGCCAUAAUGUGAUUUCACAUAACGGGAUGAUAUACUGUCUAGGCGGAAAGACAGAUGACAAAAAGUGUACGAAUAGAGUGUUUAUCUACAACCCCAAGAAAGGAGACUGGAAAGAUCUGGCUCCGAUGAAAACCCCUCGUUCCAUGUUUGGAGUGGCAAUUCAUAAAGGCAAAAUUGUGAUCGCAGGAGGCGUCACUGAAGAUGGUCUUUCAGCUUCAGUUGAAGCCUUUGACCUCAAAACCAAUAAGUGGGAAGUGAUGACGGAAUUUCCCCAAGAAAGAAGUUCCGUCAGCCUGGUGAGCCUGGCGGGAUCCCUGUACGCCAUCGGCGGCUUUGCAAUGGUUCAGCUGGAAUCUAAAGAGUUUGCGCCCACUGAAGUCAACGACAUAUGGAAGUAUGAAGAUGAUAAAAAAGAAUGGGCUGGGAUGCUGAAGGAAAUCCGAUAUGCUUCGGGGGCUAGUUGCCUAGCAACACGCUUAAAUCUGUUUAAACUGUCUAAACUAUAAAGGAGGUGACAAAGACACAGUUUGAGAGGUGGCUUGUUGGGACAAGAGGGCUUUAAUUUAUUGUCAUUCUUUAAGCCUAUACAAUGAUUCAUGUAGGGCUACAGGGAUUCAUGCAGUUUCUAUGAGGUAGAACAGUGUAACCGAAUCCCAAAGCUUUUCAGUGUGCGGAGUGUAAAACCAUUUGCUAGGAAGUUUAGUAUUCAGUUGAACAAUAUAUUUUGUUAAACUUUUCUCAAAGAAGCGAGCUUUCUACAUCCAAGCUGUUUACUAAUCCUUUGUAUUCUUAAGGGACAUUUACACUUGUUUUCUAUUAUAAAUGAAAUGCCUAUGUCUACAUUCUUAAGAAAUGUUUGAAUAAUGGGAACCUUUCCCCUUUUUAAGUGAGGAUAGGAAUCUUGUGCAUAAUGAAGAUGACUGGAAAUGCUGUUUAAGAAGUUUAAUAAAUGAGUCUCCAGUCCUUUCUCCCA
Molecule: messenger RNA, 3292 nt
Organism: Mastomys coucha (southern multimammate mouse)
Lineage: Eukaryota; Metazoa; Chordata; Mammalia; Rodentia; Muridae
Gene: Bbs5
Product: Bardet-Biedl syndrome 5
Exons: 17
Coding region: 69-2825 (918 amino acids)
Biological process (GO): intracellular transport; cilium assembly
Cellular component (GO): ciliary basal body; BBSome
Molecular function (GO): phosphatidylinositol-3-phosphate binding; protein binding
Source: RefSeq, a predicted model, not a curated record